Micromonas commoda is the source of this 2407-nucleotide messenger RNA. Its product is annotated as Ca2+:Cation antiporter family. The record is from RefSeq and is a predicted model, not a curated record. Lineage: Eukaryota; Viridiplantae; Chlorophyta; Mamiellophyceae; Mamiellales; Mamiellaceae. Gene Ontology annotation, cellular component: membrane. The transcript has a single exon. Gene Ontology annotation, molecular function: monoatomic cation transmembrane transporter activity. Gene Ontology annotation, biological process: monoatomic cation transport; transmembrane transport. Bases 1 to 2361 code for a protein of 786 amino acids.
AUGUGGGCCAACCCGAGGCGACGAUGGGCCGCGUUUGCCUUGGCGCUCGCCGUGAUGGCCGCCGCCGGGGUCGGCACGGACGCGGCGGUGGGGAUCGGGCCGGAGAAAAGGAAUAAUGCUCGCGCCCACGUUUUCGGGACGCAGGGUGCGGGCACGGGUCCGCUGCAGGCGCCCAACGAGACGGCGCCUCCUCCCGGCUCGCCCCCUGCGCCGCUCCCUCCGAUGCCUCCGAUGCCUCCGAUGCCUCCGAUGCCUCCGAUGCCUCCGAUGCCUCCGAUGCCUCCGAGCCCGGACGCGCCGGACGCACCGCCGGAGCCGUCGGCCCCUUCGCCCCCAGAGCGGGCACCCCCGUCUCCUCCAAACCCCGACGCCCCCGUCGCACCGCCGCCGACGCCGCCGCCGCACCAGGCCAACUCGUCAUCGUGGCCCACGCGAUGCUCCCCGCGUCGCGUGGCCCCGGAAGAUCGCUGCGAGUUCGUCAAAACCACCCCGGCGUGCGUCUCGGAGCACCGCCUCGUGCCGUACCUGACGAUGCACUACUGCUGGACCGGGGGCGGAGCGUCGUCCGCCGCGGCGCAGGCGCUCGUCAUCGCGUCGCUGUUCUACGUCCUCGCCACCGUCGCGGAGCGGUUCUUCUGCCCGGCGCUGGAGAACAUCGCGUCGGCGCUUCGCAUCCCCGAGGACGUCGCGGGGGCCACGCUGCUCUCGUUCGGCAACGGCGCGCCCGACUGCUUCGCGCAGAUCGCCGCGCUGAGCAGGGACGACGCCGACGCGGUGAGGGAGGGGGUGUCGCUGGCGCUGGGGGCGAACCUCGGCGCGGGGAUAUUCAUAUCCGCCGCGGUGUUCCCCAUCGUCGUGCUCGUCACGCCGAGCAGGUUCGCGCGGCACAGGCGUCCCAUCGACGACGACGACGUUCUCGACGACGACGACGACGCGGAUCCGGUCGUUCCGGAUGCCACCGGAGGGACUUCCGGAGGGAUCUGGAGUCGUUUCGACGCGUGGACGCGACGGGGCGGGGUCGAGGUCGAGCGCCCGGCCUUCGUCCGCGACGUCUGCUUCUACGCCCUCGCGGUGGCGGGCGUCGUGUUAUCACUCACCCGCGGGCGCCGGGUGACGAGGACGGAGGCUUUGGCGCUCGUGGGCGUCUACUUGGUCUACCUCGGCGUGCUGCUGAUCCCGUCCAGGCUCGCGCGGUUGGUGGCGCACGUGACGAACAGGGGAGCGGAGAGCGACGAGCUUGAGUGGGAGAACGCGCACAGCGAGAGGCUCACCGCGGGUCUGCUGGACGAGGAUGAUGAGAUUGACGACUACGCCGCGCUCAUCGAGGAUGGCGCUCCCGGGCUGCUCGCGCGAUCGAGCGACGGCGGCGGGGGUACCGACGCCUCCGCGGACGAUCGGAGGUACCCCGGCGGACGCGGGUCGUCUGGGGUGGGGAACGUGGGACCGGAGCCGUCCACCGCGGCGGAGGAGGAUGGGGAAUCGGCGGCGGCGGUGGCGGCGGGCGGCUCGUCGCAUCAUGCGAUGAACGCCUCUUUUCUCAGCGACGGGGGCUCCGCCGUGAAGCGGGGGAUCCGUAAGGUGACGUCCGUGCUGACCACCGCCGCGGAGGCGCCCGUGGUGACGCUGAUCCGUUGCACGAUGCCGGACCUCGGCUCGGAUCCGGCGAGGCGGUCGCGACUGCUCACGUCGCUCCUGCCGGUGACGGCGCCGCUGUUCUUCGUAUUCGUGGAGCGGUUCCUCGGGGUGAACUCGUUGAUCACGCCGGCGGGCGCCGCGUACGGGGCUGUUUGCGGCUUGAUGGGCUCCGCGUCGCUGUACAUCGCGUGGCCGCACGUCAAGUACAGCCGCGUGAUGAACGGCAUCCUGACCGUGGUGGCGUUCGUCAUCUCCGUGACGUGGAUGGACGGCACGGCGGGGGAACUUGUUGCGCUGCUCACGGCGCUGGGCAAGAUUCACGGCGUGUCGGAGACGCUCCUCGGAGCCACCGUGCUGGCGUGGGGGAACAGCGUCGGAGACAUCGUCGCGGACAUAACGGUCGCAAAGGAGGGCCACCCGGCGAUGGCGAUCGCGGCGUGCUUCGCGGGCCCGUUGUUCAACCUGCUCAUGGGCCUCUCCGCGGGUUUGGCCAUCGCCACCGAGGAACACGGCACGAUUGCGGGGAUACACCUGGAGAACGAGUUGGUGGUGCUCGCGGGUGCGCUGCUCGUGUCGCUGUCCUUCCAGGCGAUCGCCACGCCGCUCAUGCACAAGUGGAGGUAUAGCAGGGGCAUGGCCAUCGCGUCGCUCAGCUAUUACCUCGUGUUCUCCGUGGUGUACGCGCUCAUCUCCGUGGGUGUCCUAUUUCCGGGGGACUGGUAUUGAUACCUCCGUAGUCUAUUUAACAUAAUCUUAGUGACGCAUCGAUUGA